AUGGCACGAGCUGGAAGGAUGGCUUUGGAUGUAGCACUUUCAACAAGUAAAGCAUUAAAGCCGGUUAUUGGAACUGCUUGGCAAUAUGCAAAAGUCGAAAUGAUUCCUCCUAUGACGUCUCAAAUUUUUCAAGGACCCUUCGGAAAACGUCUUGAAAAUACUGUUUCUAGUGUGGCUGAUAAUUUCAUUGCGAAUGUCAGUCGAAAAAUAAAGGACAUGGAAGAAGAAAAGGCUCGAAUUAUAAGAGAAAAAGAAGCUGCCAUUAAAGCUGCUGCCGAAAAAGCUAAGGCAGCGGCUGUCAAGAAAGCGGAGGAACAAAAGCGACUUGGGGCGGACAAAGCAGCUGCAGCGGCAAAAAUGGCUAAAAAAGAAGCUGAGCAGAAAAAAACUAAAGUUGAGGCACCUAAAAAAAAAGCUGAAGUAAAGGCUGCAGCUCAGACCAAAACUGAAUCUAAAAAGAAAACAAACAGAGUGGAAGCUAAGACAAAAAAGGCUAAAAAAAAGACAAGACGUGAGGUUAAAAAAGGUUCUGCGCCUAAACCUAAAAAAUAACGGACAUGAUUACUUUUCAAAUGCAUACAUAAUACGAGUCUUACUAUGAAAAUUUAGUUACAUUGACAUGGCGAAUU
Molecule: messenger RNA, 629 nt
Organism: Zerene cesonia (dogface butterfly)
Lineage: Eukaryota; Metazoa; Arthropoda; Insecta; Lepidoptera; Pieridae
Product: ATP synthase subunit b 1-like
Exons: 2
Coding region: 1-552 (183 amino acids)
Source: RefSeq, a predicted model, not a curated record